Messenger RNA from Manis javanica (Malayan pangolin), 4558 nucleotides. The record is from RefSeq and is a predicted model, not a curated record. NCBI's taxonomy places the organism in Eukaryota, Metazoa, Chordata, Mammalia, Pholidota, Manidae.
UCACGGGUGGCCUUCCUCCUCCAGGUCAUGAUGCUGAGCUCAGUGCCAGAAUUACACGGCUACAUCGACAAGGCCCAGCUGACGGAGGACCUGGGCGGGACCCUGGAUUACUGCCACACCAGGUGGCUGUGUCACCGCACAGCGAUCGAGAGCUUUGCUGUCUUGGUCAAGCAGACAGCUCACGCGCUGCAGUGCUUCGGGACCGAGCUCGCUGAAACAGAGCUGCCCAAUGACGUCCAGUCCACAAGCAUGGUGCUCUGCACACACACGGAGAAGAAGGACAGAGCAAAGGAGGACAUGCGGCUGGCAGUGGGAGAGGGGCAGAGCAUCCUGGAGGCCAUCAGGGGGCCCCUGGCCAAGAGCGCAGAGCAGAGCCUGAACCAGACGCAGCUGGACAGCCAGGCCACUGUGCAGAGGCUCCUAGCGCAGCUGCAGGAAACCGAGGCCGCCUUUGAUGAGUUUUGGGCGAAGCACCAGCAGAGACUUGAGCAGUGUCUGCGGCUCCGGCACUUCGAGCAGGAUUUCCGAGAGGUCAAAGCCGCCUUAGACGCGUUGGCGCAGAAGAUAGCGACCUUCACCGAUGUGGGCAACAGCCUGGCACACGUGGAGCACCUCCUGAAGGACCUCUCCAGCUUUGAAGAGAAGUCCAGCGUAAGGACGGGGCAUGGACCAGUCUGGGCGGGAGACAGCCUGGAGGUGGUGCUCACAGCACCAGCAGGGCUGCUCAGGAAGGCUCGGGAUUUCCGCAGGGCCCAGCAGCGCGUGCUCAGCACAGACUCCUGGACCCGGCGGCUAACGGUCUGCUCUCUUCCUCUGCCACGCUUCCCGUGCCAGUCCAUGAAAUGGUGUGACGAGGGCAUCUACCUGCUGGCCUCGCAGCCUGUGGACAAGUGCCAGUCCCAGGACGGCGCCGAGGCGGCUCUCCAGGAAAUCGAGAAGUUUCUGGAGACCGGUGCAGAAAAUAAGAUCCCAGAGCUCAGUAGGAUUUACCAGGACUAUGAAUCCAUCCUUACCCGAGACCUGAUGGAACACGUGCAGAAGGUCUUCCAGAAGCAGGAAAGCAUGGAAGAGAUGUUUCACCGGAGGCAGGCCAGCCUGAAGAAGCUGGCCGCCAAGCAGACGCGGCCUGUGCAGCCAGUGGCCCCCCGGCCAGAGGCGCUCACAAAGUCGCCCUGCCCCUCCCCAGGCGUCCGGAGGGCUUCCGAGAGCCCCAGUCCCGAGGGCGGCGCGCUCCGGAGAGGGGCCUACCGGAGGGCCAAGAGCGCCAUGAGUGACAGCCGGCAGGGCCGGAGCGGCUCCGCGGUGGAGGAGGAGGGCCUGGCCGUCUUGCGGAGGCACGUGAUGAAUGAGCUCCUGGACACGGAGCGCGCCUACGUGGAGGAGCUGCUCUGCGUCCUGGAGGGCUAUGCUGCCGAGAUGGAAAACCCUUUGAUGGCACAUCUCCUGUCAGCCGGCCUUCAAAAUAAGAAGGACGUCCUGUUCGGGAACAUGGAGGAAAUCUACCACUUCCAUAACAGAAUAUUCCUGAGGGAGCUAGAAAACUACACAGACUGCCCGGAGCUGGUCGGAAGGUGUUUCCUAGAAAGGAUGGAGGAGUUCCAGAUCUACGAGAAAUACUGCCAGAACAAGCCGCGCUCCGAGAGCCUGUGGAGGCAGUGCUCCGACUGCCCCUUCUUCCAGGAAUGCCAGAAGAAGCUGGACCACAAGCUGAGCCUGGACUCUUACCUGCUGAAGCCAGUCCAGAGGAUCACCAAGUACCAGCUGCUACUCAAGGAGAUGCUGAAAUACAGCAAGAGCUGUGAGGGAGCCGAGGACCUCCAGGAGGCACUCAGCUCCAUCCUGGGCAUCCUCAAGGCCGUGAACGACUCCAUGCACCUCAUCGCCAUCACAGGCUAUGACGGAAACCUGAGCCAGCUGGGGAAGCUGCUGAUGCAGGGCUCCUUCAGCGUGUGGACAGACCACAAGAGGGGCCACGCCAAGGUGAAGGACUUGGCCCGCUUCAAGCCCAUGCAGAGGCACCUGUUCCUGCACGAGAAGGCUGUGCUCUUCUGCAAGAAGAGGGAGGAGAACGGGGACGGGUACGAGAAAGCCCCUUCCUACAGCUACAAGCAGUCCCUGAACAUGAUGGCGGUUGGCAUAACGGAGAACGUGAAAGGCGACCUGAAGAAGUUUGAGAUCUGGUACAAUGCCAGGGAGGAGGUGUACAUCAUACAGGCUCCAACUCCCGAGAUUAAAGCAGCAUGGGUGAGUGAGAUCCGGAAGGUGCUGACCAGCCAGCUGCAGGCUUGCAGAGAGGCCAGCCAGCACCGAGCACUGGAGCAGUCUCAGAGCCUGCCCCUGCCCGCACCGUCCAGCACGAGCCCCUCAAAAGGCAACACGAGAAACGUCAAAAAGUUGGAAGAAAGAAAAACGGAUCCCCUAAGCCUGGAAGGAUAUGUGAGCUCAGCGUCGUUGCCAAAGCCUCCCGAAAAGGGGAAAGCUUCUCCUACCAGUCCUGACAAAAAAGCUAAGCGACACGAAGUAAAGAGCGAUCCUACACCUCUUGGUUUACGAGGAUGGAGCAGAGCCUCUCACCCCUUGGAGGCCCCAGUGGACGACGACGGCUGGUCAAGUGCUGAGGAGCCGAUCAAUUCCUCGGACGCAGAGGAAGAAGGCAGAGUCGGCCCCUGGAAGCUGGCUCCAGGCAAGUACACUGCCGUGGUGGACCACGACAAGGGAGGCCCCAGCAUGCUGGCUGUGAGAAGUGGGGACGUGGUGGAGGUGGUCCAGGAGGGCGACGAGGGCCUUUGGUACGUCAGGAACCUGACCUCCAGCCAGGAGAGCUGGGUGCCAGCCGGCAGCCUGUCUGCGCUCCUCGGCAAGUCCAGCUCGGCCCAGUGCCUGAGCAGCUCAGACUCCAGCACAGGGUCGGCCCUGCUGAGCAACUCCUCCAGCUGCAGCGAGAGCUGCGGGGGCCCCCUCUCCGAUCUGCAGGGGUAGCACCAGCCCUGGGGGCACAAGAGCCACCUGCGAGCCUCUUAAGUUUUCCUUUGCUUGGGCUUGCUUAGUUUGGUGAGGGGACCGUGCUCUAGACACCGGGAAAAGGAAGACCCUGACAAGAACCGAAUGCAGAGCCACCUGCUACCCACGGAACCUGGUGCUGCAGGACGUGGGGGCAUCUAGAUGAAGGUUCCAGAAGAUUCUGCCCUCCAGCCUCCAUGCCAGGACCCCUCGCCAGGGUGCAGAGCUGGUUCUCCAGGAAGACCAUGGCACACUGAGCGGCCUAAGAAAAUCAGACGGGGUCGGGGCCUGUGCAGACAAGCGACAAGGCAGGGCCGCCCUCUGGCCUCUGCCGGUGCCUGGGGCACCCCCCACGCUUGGCUCUGGGUCCCAACGUUUCUGGUCCGGUGCUUACUGCACACUGUGGAGCUGUGCCCAAAAGAAGUGACCGAUUCACUGACCCAACAGCUGGGGGAGAUUUUACCUUUACCAGGUUUUUUUUAAAGCAAGGAUUGAUUCCAUGGCCAUUUUUGUGAUACUUCGGCCUCUAAUCUUUACCAAGAAUCACUGUGUUUACAUGAAAUGACGAUUUGAUACUGUAUUUGAUACAAAACUAUUUUUUGUUACUGGGGUUUACACAGCAGCAUGUGUUUCUACCACCGGCUGAUUUGCAGGAUUCUCAGGUGGACAUCGACGGCACUUUUCAAAGCCCACCUGAUCACAGGUGAAGGAAAACACCACCCUGCAAAUAGCAGCAGCGUUUCCACAGACAAAAGCAGUGAGAAGCCAAGGAGAUUCCUUUACCUGUGUAGAUGAAUUCUCAAAAGAAAAUUUAAACUAUAAUUUAAAAUACUAACUUUCUUUCCUACAAAAAAGAGAGAACUCAAUUUUUUUUAACUAGUUUCAAAUUAGGAUAUUUUUAUUGUUUUUAAAGAAUAAGUAAGAAUGCAGUGGGGCCGGGCGUCAUGUGAACCGGCGCUGUCCCCCACGCUCAUGGAAACCUGAGCGAGCUGCCCCUCUGCCCCCCACGCUGCCGCCGCCCACUCACUGAGUGACUCGCCGGCGUGUGCUGUGUAUGAUCACCCGGAGUGCAGAGCUUAUUUUAUUCCAAUCAAAACAGAACUGGAAAGAAGACUCUUGUUUUACCUUCCAUGUGUGUUUCAGAUUCUGUUAUUUGGGAACUCUGUAUCUGGUGUGGCAGAUACUUUUACAUGUAUGUAUAUAUGUCAGCGUGUGUACAUAUGUAUCCAAUGUGAGGGAUUAUUUAUAGUCUCCAUGCUGCUGGAAAUGUGUCACUUUACAGCCCUCCGUGAGUCCCCACCUGCUGCGGCCCGAGGCCAGCAGGCUUCCUCCCUCCCGCCACGUGCAAGGCCAUUGCUAGCCAGGUCUCUUGGAGUUUGUCAAUAAAACAGAGAACGUGUAAGACUCGGCAGCCUUCGCUCUGACGUAUAAGUUAUUUGAAAAUGGUGUGUCUCAUAGUUAAUGUAGCAAUUGUUCAGCCACCAUUCCUGCCACCUCAACCUGGGAUUGCCCACCAUUUUUUGUGAUUUCUUCCUCAUAAAGGCACUUUAAAACUUCA